This is a messenger RNA of Eubalaena glacialis (North Atlantic right whale), 2033 nucleotides long. It is a transcript of the gene OSGIN2, whose product is annotated as oxidative stress induced growth inhibitor family member 2. Bases 241 to 1896 code for a protein of 551 amino acids. Lineage: Eukaryota; Metazoa; Chordata; Mammalia; Artiodactyla; Balaenidae. The transcript has 6 exons. The record is from RefSeq and is a predicted model, not a curated record.
CGGCCGCCGGCGUCCGGCUGCCAGUAGUCGAGGAGCGGAAGCCGCUUUACUGAAGCGGGCUUGGGUGCUCCAGAGCUCGGCCGGCUGCUGAACCGCAGCUUCCGGCAGCCGCGGCAACGGCUAGGCGCGGGGCGCGGGCGCCCCGAGGACCCCGUAACCGGGCGGGCGCCCCGAACGGGCAACCCCGCCGAGGGAGGUGGCCGUGGCGGUCGCGCUCGGGCGCCCCGUGCGCCGCGCUCCAUGCCCGUGUGGUGCUGCCGCUGCUCCCUGGCCGGUCAUUUCAGAAACUAUAGUGACCCUGAAACUGAAGGAGAGAUUUUUAAUUCCUUAGUGCAAUAUUUUGGUGAUAAUUUGGGGCGAAAAGUUAAAGCUAUGCCAUUAGUUGAAGAAACUUCUUUACUUGAAGAUUCAUCAGUGACUUUGCCUGUGGUAGUAAUAGGAAAUGGACCCUCAGGAAUCUGCCUUUCUUAUAUGCUGUCAGGCUACAGACCAUAUUUAUCAUCAGAAGCAAUACAUCCAAACACAAUCUUACAUAGCAAAUUAGAAGAAGCGAGACAUCUUUCCAUUGUUGAUCAGGACUUAGAGUAUUUGUCUGAGGGCCUUGAGGGUCGAUCAUCCAAUCCUGUUGCAGUACUUUUCGACGCACUUCUUCAUCCAGAUGCUGACUUUGGGUAUGAUUAUCCAUCCAUUUUGCAUUGGAAAUUAGAACAGCAUCAUUAUAUCCCUCACUUAGUUCUUGGUAAAGGUCCACCUGGUGGAGCUUGGCAUAAUAUGGAAGGCUCGAUGUUGACAAUCAGCUUUGGAAAUUGGAUGGAGCUACCUGGACUUAAAUUUAAAGAUUGGGUAUCUAGCAAACGAAGGAACCUAAAAGGGGAUCGAGUUAUGCCAGAGGAAAUAGCUCGCUACUAUAAACAUUAUGUAAAAGUCAUGGGUCUUCAGAAGAAUUUCAGAAAGAAUACUUACAUUACCUCUGUAUCAAGACUCUACAGAGAUCAAGUUGAUAAUGAUGGUCAAGACAGAGAUAUUUCAACACAGCAUUUACAGAUAGGGAAGUCAAAAUUUACCAAGAGAAACUGGGAAAUCAGGGGUUAUCAGCGAAUAGGAGAUGGUUCCCAUAUUCCUUUCUGUCUCUUUGCUGAAAAUGUAGCUCUGGCAACUGGAACAUUGGAUUCUCCUGGCCGUUUGGAAAUUGAUGGGGAAGAUUUUCCUUUUGUGUUUCAUUCAAUGCCUGAAUUUGGAGCCGCUAUAAGCAAAGGAAAGUUGUGUGGCAAGGUGGAUCCAGUGUUAAUUGUAGGUUCUGGGCUUACCGCAGCUGAUGCAGUACUGUGUGCUUACAACAAUAAUGUCCCUGUGAUUCAUGUAUUUCGCAGACGAGUAACUGAUCCAAGCUUAAUUUUCAAACAGCUUCCCAAAAAGCUUUAUCCAGAAUACCAUAAAGUCUAUCAUAUGAUGUGUACUCAGUCAUAUUCUUUAGACUCAAAUCUUUUAUCUGAUUAUACCAGUUUUCCUGAGCACCAUGUGCUUUCCUUUAAGUCGGACAUGAAAUGCAUUCUUCAAAAUAUCUCUGGAUUGAAGAAAAUAUUUAAGCUCUCUGCAGCAGUAGUGUUGAUAGGUUCUCAUCCCAAUCUGUCCUUUCUGAAGGAGCAAGGGUGUUACCUGGGCCACAACUCAAGCCAGCCAAUCACAUGUAAGGGUAAUCCUGUGGAAAUAGAUGCAUAUACAUAUGAGUGUGUUAAAGAAGCCAACCUUUUUGCAUUGGGUCCUUUGGUUGGAGACAAUUUUGUUAGAUUUUUAAAGGGAGGGGCACUGGGUGUUACACGCUGUUUAGCUACAAGACAGAAGAAAAAAAAGCAGCAUUUAUUUGUUGAAAGAGGAGGAGGAGAUGGGAUAGCUUAGAGCAGGUUUACAAGUAAUUUAUAUGAACACUUUACCAUUAAAGAUUUUUAAUAGUGGUUUUACAGUGUACUGGCUUGAAUUUUCUGAACUUGAAUUAACUGGAAGAGCCUCAAGCUAUAGUAACUAUUUUUUAAAGU